Molecule: messenger RNA, 6100 nt
Organism: Rhipicephalus microplus (southern cattle tick)
Lineage: Eukaryota; Metazoa; Arthropoda; Arachnida; Ixodida; Ixodidae
Gene: mnd
Product: L-type amino acid transporter minidiscs
Biological process (GO): amino acid transmembrane transport
Cellular component (GO): membrane
Molecular function (GO): L-amino acid transmembrane transporter activity
Source: RefSeq, a predicted model, not a curated record
CUUCUCUCUCUAUGAAGCUCUCCUCCAUCCACUAAAAAAAGGCUGAGACUAGGGUUCACCCCCUCAAAAGUGCCUGACGCAACUUCUAUCACCCGGAACAGAAGCGGCGCGUCGCAAGGCCUUCCAUGUGCUACAGCGUGUCUCCCUCAGCGUCGACGGCAGCCGAUCUCAGCACGGAACCGCGUGGCAGCUUGCAGCAGGAGCCAAACACGCGCAAUUGCAGCUAACGCACGCGGCGCGAAGACGCCUCGCAGCGACGACCAUGCCGCCGGAACCGAGCGCCGAGUCGCAGUUGAUGAACCCCGACGUCCAGGUGCGUCGGGGUUCCAGUGCGGAGUCACCUAAAGGAAAUUCGGUAACACUGAAGAAGGAGCUGGGUCUCAUGAACGGCGUAGGGAUGAUUGUCGGGGUGAUCAUAGGCGCCGGUAUCUUCGUUUCGCCCACGGGAGUGCUUCGGUACGCCGGCUCCACCGGCAUGGCCCUCGUGGUAUGGGCUGCGUGCGGUCUCAUAUCGAUGGUCGGAGCCAUGUGUUAUGCCGAACUAGGGACGAUGAUCCCAAAGUCGGGAGGGGACUACGCCUACAUUUUCGCCGCUUUCGGUCCGCUGCCGGCAUUUCUCUUUUUGUGGGUCGCGCUCCUCAUCAUUCAGCCCACGAGCAACGCGAUCGCCGGCAUCACUUUCGCCAACUACAUCUUGGAACCAAUCUACGCCGGCUGCUCACCACCGGACAACGCGGUGAGACUCGUCGCUGCAGUGGUCAUAUGUUUACUUACAUUUAUCAACUGCUACAAUGUCAAGUGGGCAACACUUGUUCAAGAUUCCCUCAUGUUUGCUAAGGUCAUUGCCUUGGUUAUAAUCAUUAUCGCUGGUGUUGUGCACCUUGCUCAAGGGAACACAGGAAACCUCCAGAACAUGUUUGAAGGGACUACUAGGAAUCCUGGGCUCAUUUGUUUGUCCUUUUAUUCUGGCCUCUUUUCCUAUGCAGGAUGGAACUACUUGAACUUUGUAACUGAGGAAUUGAAGAACCCUUUUAGGAACUUGCCAUUUGCCAUCUACAUUUCAUUACCCAUGGUGACAAUCAUAUAUCUCCUUGCCAAUGUUGCAUACUUUGUUGUCCUCACUGCUGACGAAGUUCAGUCAGCAAAUGCUGUUGCUGUGACAUUUGGGGAAAAGAUUCUUGGUGUGGUGUCAUGGAUUAUGCCAGUUUCUGUGGCGCUUUCUACAUUUGGAGGCCUCAAUGGUGGCAUUUUUGCAUCUUCUCGCUUAUUUUUUGUAGGUGCAAGACAGGGACACCUGCCUACAUGCCUUGCUAUGAUUAAUGUGUCACACUUUACACCAGCUCCCAGCCUAGUGUUCUUGUGCCUUCUCAGCCUGCUGUACCUGACAAACACAGACGUGUUUGUUCUCAUAACAUACACUGCCUUUAGUGAGGCCAUGUUCAUAAUGUUGUCUGUGGGUGGGCUGCUGUGGCUUCGGAUAAAGCAGCCAAACACAAAACGACCAAUUAAGGUGAACAUCAUACUGCCUAUAUUGUUCUUCCUCAUUUCGCUGUUCCUUGUGGUGCUACCAUUCUUCAGCCAGCCUUUGGAAACAUCUAUUGGGGCCGGCAUCAUGUUGUCUGGAAUUCCUGUUUACUUCCUCACAAUCUACUGGAAGGAUAAACCUCUAGCUUACAGGAGAACAAUUUGUGUGGUGACGGAGUAUGUGCAGAAAAUAUUGUACAGCGUUCCGCAAGAAGAUAAGGUGGGAGCGGAUUAGCAGCGUGCAUCGAGAAGGGUUUUCUCUCAGAGCGGCGACGCUUUGGUCCUCCUAAGCGUGGCGUUAUUUUUUAGAUGCUUUUUUUUCAUUUGAACUUUGUGCUUGCGAGGUGCAUCGGUGUCCAUGCUAGCCUCGUUUACAGAAGAAUGCAUUUAAGUGUUUUCGUGAUUGAUUCGAAUGCGAGAGCGCGUUUCCUGUGGGUAAAAAUCCAUUUUGGAAUAGCAGAAUGAGAGCGUGUUACAUUUGUGUGUGUGUGUGUGUGUGUGUAUGUGUGUGUGUGCACACGCGCGCGUGUGUGUCUUUGCGUGGCGUUAGGAAUCGUUUUUUCGAAACACUUAUUUUAUUUGUUGCAAGGCAUUCUACACUUUUGUGCUUUAUUUUGUAGUUGACAUCUUUGUUUAUGCACGGCACAAUUAGUCGUUUCUUAUUGACAAUUGAGAAAGCUGCUGCUCUCUAUAUUACUAUAUAUUGAGGUGGCGCAUGUGAAGAACCGCUUUUGCGCCAUAUUCUUGUGGUACUUAAGGUUUUUUUUUUUUAGCUACUCGAAACCAAUGCGCAGUUACCCAAAUGAUACAUUUGCAAGGUUUAAGGUAAAGUUUUACGUGAUGGUUGUUACUUUUGUUCGAAGUGGAGUGUUCAUACCAUAUGGUGUUGUAUAUGUGAGCAUGCGUCAUGGCGUAUCAUGAAAGGAGUCGAAAAGGGCGACGUUGCGUACAAUAUUCCAGUGUAUUCACACACCCCCCUCCCGUCAUUUUCUUUCGCGCUCUAGUGCUAUGGGGCGCUUCCAAUCCGGCGAACAUCCAUUGUGCGUAUGUCAGUGUGCGAUCGUGAGCAUUUAAUAGGAGGGAAGCGUCGUGAGUGUUUCGCCUCGUCUCGCCCACAGUUGAUCGGCGCGCGAGAACAAGUAGCGCCGCAGUUAUUUCGUAGAUGACUGAGGCGCCGCGCGCGUCCAGUUGGUCGAGGCGAGCGAACGCUCAACUGCGGCUGAAACCACAGCCUGCGCGUGCGUCGACUGAUCCUGGCAUUGUAGCUAAACGAGAUAAUAACUUUGAGGAUUGAGAGAACGACCGUCUGUGUGGGAUGAGGUGACACUAUACGUGCGUGUGGUCAUGAAUGAGAUUUAGCUUUAUACAGUUAUGUUCUAUUCAGUCACCCCUCCUGCAACUAUACGCAACUAACUACUGGGGAUGUCUGGCGGUGUGCGCGUUCAAUUGUUACAUUAGUUUGCGGUGUGAGCAUUGUUUUUUUGUUGUUUUGAAAUUCGUGUUAGCCGUUCCUGCACCCCCCCCCCCCCUCCUUCGGAAGUCGCGAAGUGGGCGAAGUUUUUUUUUUUAUCAAAUUGCAUAUGUGCAUUCAGCAUAUUUGCUCAGACUAACCUUAGGCGUUUCACAACGAACCAUAGUACGCUUUAGCUAGUUUAAAACCUACGCCAAAAUUAUUUUUGAGAAAUUUAUAUUCAGUCGAUAUUGGAUUAUGGAAGCAUUCUAAUGCAAUAUAUAUAUAUAUAUAUAAUGUGUGUGUGUGUGUGUGUCAUUCUUGUGUGGGAGAGCACGAUUGUUUAUACACUUUAAGGUAUACUGGGGAUACUUCUUGCUUUUUAUUGUGUUUCUUUUGCAAAUUGCAUGUCUAUUAUGCGUAUCUACGCACUGCCCUGAAACAAACGUCGUAAACGGUAUGUACUGAGCUCUGCAAAUGAGCGAAAUCAGUGUGUACGGUUGAGCGUAAAUAUUUGCCUUACUCGUUCUUUUGCAUGCCCACGAGCACCUUAAGCAUUAGGGAAAACUAAUGCAUUUGUGGACUAUUCAAGCCACGGCACAGUGCUCAGUACUAAUUUGUUGUGAGCGUAGAUGGUGUGUACGUAUAAUUGUAGUUGUGAUGAUGUGCUCGUAAUAAGUCUUUGCUAAGUUACUUGUGUCUUGGCCACCCCUCCUGAAACUAUACGCAACUAACUACUGGGGAUGUCGGGCAGUGUGCGCAUUCAAUUGUUACAUUAGUUUGCGGUGUGAGCAUUGUGUUUGUUUUGUUUUUUUGAAAUUCAUGUUAGCUGUUCCUGCACAUCUCCCCCCCCCCCCCCCUUUCUUCGGAAGUCGCGAAGUGGGCGAAGUUUUUUUUUUUACCAAAUCGCAUACGUGCAUUCAGCAUAUUUGCUCAGACUAACCUUAGGCGUUUCACAACGAACCAUAGUACACUUUAGCUAGUUUAAAACCUACGCCAAAACUAUUUUUGAGAAAUUUAUAUUCAGUCGAUAUUGGAUUAUGGAAGCAUUCUAAUGCAAUAUAUAUAUAUAAUGUGUGUGUGUGUGUGUCAUUCUUGUGUGGGAGAGCACGAUUGUUUAUACACUUUAAGGUAUACUGGGGACACUUCUUGCUUUUUAAUAUGUGUUUCUUUUGUAAAUUCCAUGUCUAUUAUGCGUAUCUACGCACUGGCCUGAAACAAACGUCGUAAACGGUAUGUACUGAGCUCUGCAAAUGAGCGAAAUCAGUGUGUACGGUUGAGUGUAAAUAUUUGUCUUACUCGUUCUUUUGCAUGCCCACGAGCACCUUAAGCGUUAGAUAAAACUAAUGCAUUUGUGGACUAUUCAAGCCACGGCACAGUGCUCAGUACUAAUGACAUCGCUUUUGUUGUGAGCGUGGAUGGUGUGUACGUAUAAUUGUAGUUGUGAUGAUGUGCUCGUAAUAAGUCUUUGCUAAGUUACUUGUGUCUUGGUUUUGUAUUAUUCAUGUGGUAAGGAUCGAGGCAGCGUUAAAAAUUGCGUACGAAAAUAAUUUUAUGUACUCCGUGGUCUGCGAUGCUAUUGUUUUGAUGGUGUCAAGAGAAGUAUAUGGUUCUCACUUCGAGCAUUUAAUUCCGGUUUAUUGAGUUUGAAUUAAGCGUGGGUGUUCCUGAACAGACACCAAGUUGCGUCGUUCUUAUUGAUUUUGCGUAACCUUCUUUAUGUUAUGAUACAAUGUCGGCUCACCAUGGAGGUAAGAAAGAAAGGCACUUCAGCCCACUUUAAGCUUGUGAUGACAUACUUCGUCGGGAUUGCGGUAUCCGCGAAAAGUUUUGAGUGGCACAAGACUUCUCUUUUUCUUUUCUUUGUGUUUUCAUUCAUAGUGCCUAUAUAUUUGCAUAUUGCUAUGUUUUGUCAUAUUUUGUUAGUUAAAAAUGGUAUUGACAACAUGAAAGCUUGGCAUACUUCUUUGGGCUAUGCUAGAAAUUUCGAGACAUUUAUCUUGUGUGCUGCCUAAUAUUGACUUUCGGUGUUUUUUAAGGACACACGGAAUCCAAAGGGACCACGUGAAUGUGACUAUGUUCUUUUUCUAUACACUGUGUUACCAAAGCGAAGUGCGCUGCUUCUUGUAGGGGAAGGUUGCGUUGUUGUUGCCUUUUUUUUUUAUCUCACGUGUUGGUGACUUUGAUGAAGCAGGUGGUGAAUAUUUAGUAAGAAUGUUUCAGAAAUGCCACAUGGAUUCUGCAGCUCUGGUCGCCCUUGUGCCGUUUCGAGUACGUGUCUGCAGGAUUCUGAGGGAACCUCUGACCCUCGGCUUGCUCGGGUAGCGCUCAGUCUUCCUGAUGUGAAAUUUGAUUGCCGCAACCUAUAUAACGUACGAGGCGUAGCGGUACUUAGCGCUGGCGGGCAGCACUUGCUCGAAAGCUUCUCCAGCAGUGGUACGCUAGAGCGAAACACGAAAGACGCCCACUAUUGCAUGUGGGCAACGCCUGGAAGUAACAUUUUCGGGAUGUGUCGCAUGAGCCUUUCAACUGGCCGAAGGCUUGAGAGUAUCGUCCAAGUGCCUAAGCUGUUUGCCUAUAUGGUACUUUUUUUGUGUGCGCGUCACACUAAACUUUCUUUCUUUUUCUUUUUUUUUUCAUUUUUCACCGCUGUCUGCGGAUUUCUUGUGCAAACGCUCUCUCUCGUGCGCGCGCGUGUGUGUGUGCGUGUGUGUGCGUGUGUGUGUGUGCGUGUGUGUGUGUUUUAACGUUUGGCUUUUGUCACUUAUGAUGCUCGUGAAUGUUUCUCACAGAACAGAGCACGCUAUUUUUUGAUAGCACGCCUUUGUGCUGUCGUUUUUCACGAUGCUUUUCAAGCUUUCUGUGUGAGAAAGUGUCUUGCGUGACUGACCGACUACCGUCAUUGUACACUGCUGGGUUCUGAACGGUUGGCUUAUGUACCGCCAAGAAAUGUUGAAAUGGACGUACGCGUGAGUUUGGUGUUUGCGCAGUUGUAAAGACAUUGCUGCCAAAGGUGCCUUACUGAGUGCGGGGUGAUCAGUGUGUGAUGACGGGCAAUUUCAUUUGCAAACGCGAGUCAUACUAGGUAAUGCCAUGAAAUAAAUAUUUGUUUUUUCAACCUACAAA